Messenger RNA from Saccoglossus kowalevskii, 888 nucleotides. Its product is annotated as ras-associated and pleckstrin homology domains-containing protein 1-like. Gene Ontology annotation, biological process: signal transduction. The record is from RefSeq and is a predicted model, not a curated record. Lineage: Eukaryota; Metazoa; Hemichordata; Enteropneusta; Harrimaniidae.
AUGCAGGCAAAUGCUUCAACAGUUGAAUACCUAAGUGAUGACCAUUCGGAUGAUAUAGACGCUGAAAUGGACAGUGAUCAGGAACAAGAUUUGGAUAAGUUGUUGGGAACAUGGUUAGGAGAAUUGGAAACUAUGACCAAGCAACUUGAUGGAAAUGGAAUUGAAACCAACAUACCCAUUGUUCCCAUAAGUCCACCACCACCAACACCGACAUCCGGUAAUUUGGAUAAUUUUCGAUUCUCCAUGGCCAAUCUAGAAGAUACGCAGGAUGUAGACUUGGAUGCAUUACUUGGAGAUCUGUGUCAAAUGGAAAAAGAAUUACAAUGGCAAGCUGAUCAAGAAAAUAAAAACGAACAGUCCGAGGAUCCAUUGGAUAUACUAGAACACAUAGACUGCAAAGACAAAACAGACUCGGACCAUUCUGUCAAAAAUGGCAAUAAGAGCUAUGACGACUCUGUAUUUGCGGAGAAAACAGACAAUAUUAAUAGGAAUGGAAAUGGAAAUGGAAAUAUGAAUGUCUCAAUGGUUUCACAAGCACAGCAUAUUACAGUAGUGCCUGAAUGCGACCCUGCAACACCAACCGACUUACCAACACCACCUGUGCCAGCGACACCUAUAGAGUCACCUGCUUCAGAGACGUGGCCAUCACCACCUCCACAUGCAAUGUCUUUUCAAAGUGUGAGAGCUAGGUUGGAAAGUUUACAAGAUGAUCUAUCUAAAGGAGAACUUUCAGAGGAUGAAAGGAUUGCUCGGAUAAAAGCAGAAAAAAUUAGGAUAGCCUUGGAAAAAAUCAAGGAAGCUAGAAUUAAAAAGUUGAUAAUCAGAGUGUACACUGAUGACGGCAGCUCAAAGACAGUACUUGUUGAUGAAAAUAUGACAGUUAGGGAU